Messenger RNA from Chroicocephalus ridibundus (black-headed gull), 4595 nucleotides. It is a transcript of the gene KIFC3, whose product is annotated as kinesin family member C3. Gene Ontology annotation, molecular function: ATP binding; microtubule motor activity; microtubule binding. Gene Ontology annotation, biological process: microtubule-based movement. The coding region runs from base 523 to 3555 and encodes 1010 amino acids. The record is from RefSeq and is a predicted model, not a curated record. Lineage: Eukaryota; Metazoa; Chordata; Aves; Charadriiformes; Laridae. Gene Ontology annotation, cellular component: microtubule cytoskeleton. The transcript has 21 exons.
GGGACAUUGCUUUCUUUGUCUCCGGUCACGGAUGGGGAAGAGCCGCCAGAGGUUUGCACGGGCUGAGAAAUUCAGCAGCGAAGGCGACACUGGGUGCGGGGAGCCAUCCUCUGCCUUUGCUCAAGUGGAGCAUCCCUGGGGAUCCCUGCUGCUGUGGCUCUGCAUCAGCCCCUGGGACCCCUUUGGGACCGGGCACCAUUGCCGACCAUCUUUACAAAAGGUUUAACAAGGGAAGAGAACUGCCAGGGGGCUUCACCCAGGGAGCCCUGAGAUUGGGACAGAGUUGACAAAGCCCCUGACGAAAAGGCAGCGAUUUCUCAGUGCCGGCGUGCCAGCCGCGUGGCACCGUGUGUGGAAGAGCGUGGUGAAACAUCCCACCCCAGAACGCUGCCGUUGGUGUCGGCUGCGCCAGCACGGCCGCACCAGCCCAGCUCACUCCCAGGGCCCCGGGGGGGGCUCGCAGCAGGGUUCUGCAGGGGGUGUACCCGCAGCUUGGACCCCCUUCCCACGCUGUGUGGAGCCAUGCACGCACUGUGUGCCCUGGCCGGGCUGUCGGCGCAGGGCUGGAGCAAGGGGAGCGGCGAGAGGAGCGGGAUGCAGGCUGAGAGCAUCCCUGCCCGCAGCGAGGAGGGCGAGCGCUGUGGCCUCAGCAGGGAUCUCCGCCGACACGCAGGCACUGCGUGGAGACUGGCGCCUGGAGGAGGAUGCUUCCAAAAACUGUGCCCGGGAUCAGGGUUGGCCUGGCCAGGCCCGCAGUGGUGUCACUGCGCUCGGGACCCCCGUGCCAUGAUCACAUCCCGCAAAACCUGGGAUCUGGGAUCCGUGCCCUCCGCCAGAGCCGCCUGGAAGCUGAAGGGUCUUCCCCCGGACGGCCCCGGGCAGGACACGCUGGUCACUGGCAGCGGAGCGGGUGCCUCUCCCCAGGUUCCUCUGCUGCCGGCGCUGGUUCACAGUAAAAUCUUCGGCGUGAGCUGGCCGGACGCCGCAGUCCCCGACGGGUUCUGCCUGGCUCUCCAGGCCCUGCGGGAGACGGCGGGCGAGCGGCGGGGGGAAAGCGGGCACCAGGCCCUGACACCAGCCACGGAGGAGCCGCCAGCGUCCCCCCACAAGCCGGCAGGUGCCACGCUGGUGCAGGCAGCCUCCACCAUGAACCUGGAGAAAGCAGGAGGGAGGCUCUGCGGUGGGAAACGUGCCAGCCUGCCGGCGGCCCGGCCCUUCCCAGUGAUCCAGAAGGUGAUGGCCUCCAUGGCGCAUCUGCAGGAGGAGAAGCUGCGGCUGCAGGAGGAGGUGGUGGGGCUGCAGGAGAAGCUCACGGCCCGGGAGAACGACGAGCUCUCCCACUCUCUCCAGCUGCAAGGCCAGGUUGAAACUCUGAAGGCGAAGCUCCUGGAGCAGGCGCAGGAGAUCAGCCGGCUGCGCUCGGAGCUGGGCUGCACGGACGCGGAGAAACACCGGGACCUGCUGGCGGCCGAGAACGAGCGGUUGCGGCAGGAGAUGAAGGCGUGCGAGGGGGAGCUGCGGGAGCUGCGGCGGCGGCAGCAGCAGCAGGCACCGUGCCAGGACUGCGCCCACCUCCAGGAGAACACGGAGCUGCAGGAGCGGCUGUCCCAGCUGCAGCGGGAGGCGGAGGAGACGCGGGCCAAGCUGGCAGAGCUGGACCUGGAGGUGCAGCAGAAGACGAACCGCUUGGCUGAGGUGGAGCUGCGGCUCAAGGACUCUCUGGCCGAGAGAGCCGAGGAGGAGGAGCGGCUCAGCCGGCGGCUGCGGGACAGCCAGGAGACCAUCGCCAGCCUCAAGUCCCAGCCCCAGCAGAUAAAGUACAUCAUCAAGACGGUGGAGGUGGAGUCAGCCAAGGCGAAGCAAGCCCUGUGCGAGAGCCAGUCCCGAAACCAGUACCUGCAGGAGCAGGUGGGGAUGCAGAGGCAGGUGCUGAAGGAGAUGGAGCAGCAGCUGCAGAGCUCCCAAAAGACGGCGGCUCAGCUCCGAGCUCAGAUCAUGAUGUACGAGGCCGAGCUGGAGCGAGCCCAUGGGCAGAUGCUGGAGGAGAUGCAGGCGAUGGAGGAGGAGAAGAACCGAGCCAUCGAAGAGGCAUUUUCCCGCGCCCAAGUGGAGAUGAAGGCGGUGCACGAAAACCUGGCGGGCGUCCGGACCAACCUGCUAACACUGCAGCCGGCGCUGCGCACCCUCACCCAUGACUACAACAGCCUGAAGCGUCAGGUCCGCGACUUCCCCCUGCUCCUCCAGGAGACCCUGCGGAGCGCCAGGGCCGAGAUCAGCCAAGCCAUCGAGGAGGUGCACAACACCAACCGGGAGCUGCUGCGCAAGUACCGGCGGGAGCUGCAGCUCCGCAAGAAGUGUCACAACGAGCUGGUGCGGCUGAAAGGAAACAUCCGUGUUUUUGGACGAGUCCGCCCCAUCAUGAAGGAGGACGGUGAGGGCCCGGAGGCGGCCAACGUGGUGACCUUUGAUGCCGAAGAUGAUGCCGUCCUGCACCUCCUGCACAAGGGGAAGCAGGUGUCCUUCGAGCUGGAUAAGGUCUUCCCCCCGCAAGCGUCCCAGGAGGAGGUGUUUCAGGAGGUCCAAGCCCUGGUCACCUCCUGCAUCGAUGGCUACAACGUCUGCAUCUUCGCCUACGGGCAGACAGGGGCAGGAAAAACCUACACAAUGGAGGGAACAGCAGCAAACCCCGGGAUCAACCAGCGGGCCCUGCAGCUCCUCUUCUCCGAGGUGCGGGGCAAGGCGGCGGACUGGGAGUACGCCAUCAGCGUCAGCGCCGCCGAGAUUUACAACGAAGCGCUCAGGGACUUGCUGGGGAAGGAGCCGCAGGAGAAGCUGGAGAUCAAGCUGUGUCCCGACGGCAGCGGGCAGCUCUACGUGCCCGGCCUGACCGAGUUCAGCGUGCAGAGCGUGGAGGACAUCAACAAGGUCUUCGAGUUCGGCCACGUCAACCGGGCGACGGAGUGCACCAACCUGAACGAGCACAGCUCCCGCUCCCACGCCCUCCUCAUUGUCACCGUCCGUGGCCUCGACCGCAGCACGGGGCUCCGUACCACAGGGAAGCUGAACCUGGUGGACCUGGCAGGCUCGGAGCGGGUCGGGCGGUCGGGCGCGGAGGGCAGCCGGCUCCGCGAGGCGCAGCACAUCAACAAGUCCCUCUCGGCCUUGGGCGAUGUCAUUUACGCCCUGCGCUCCCGGCAGGGCCACGUGCCCUUCCGCAACUCUAAACUCACCUACCUGCUGCAGGACUCGCUCAGCGGCGACAGCAAAACUCUCAUGAUGGUGCAGGUCUCCCCCGCCGAGAAGAACACCAGCGAGACGCUGUGCUCCCUGAAGUUUGCCGAGAGGGUUCGCUCCGUGGAGCUGGGGCCCGUCUCCCGCAAGGCUGAGCUGGCCUCCUGGCCCAGCCAGGAGCAGCUGGAGGGUGACUCUCCAGGGACCUCAGCACCCCCCGGCCGGGGCCACGCGUCCCCCAGCCCAGGGCAGCUCUCCAGCCGCGCCGCCUCCAUCCGCAGGAAGCUCCAGACCACAGGGAAGCUGAGGCCAGUCCCUGUGUGACGAGUGCCAGCCCCGGUGCCAAGGUGCUACGGAGAGCCAGCUGCUGGAGGACUCAAAGGCUUCGGUGCCGUCCCUUCACCCACCAGGACCCGCUACCAGAGGGUGACAGCAUCUCUCCCCAUGAACAGUGCAGGGCCAGGGUCUCCCAGCAGCCAGACCCCCCCAGCUCAGAUCUGGGGGGCACUAGCCGUGGGCAAGGGAUCUGACACCCCUCCUUGGACUUUAUAUUUUUUGCUGGAUGGCUGGGGGCUCCAGCUUUCUUUUUCCGACAGUAGAGGUUUGUGGCUGGAGGUGGGGUUCAGAGCCAGGCGAGCUGCUCCCCUCCCCGAAGGGCCAGCCUGGCUGCGGCUCCCCCAAGACUGCAUCUGGGCAGCUCCUGCUGUCUUCUGAAGGAGGACCCCCUCCUUUUUAAGCCAGAAAAAACCAAACCUCCCAGCAGCUCCUUUCCUCAUAGGUUUCCCAAGCCCUCUUGUUGCAUGAAGGCGCCCCGGUGCCAUGCAUGAGCCGAGAUGCCGUUCAUCGUGGUGCCGGCGCUGCCAUGGGCCCCGCACCCACCGCCGCAGCACAGAGAGAGAGCGGUCGCAGGGCUGCCCGUGUUACACGGCACCAGGGUGGAUUUAGCGGUCUCGAAUGAAGUUGUUGUAAAGUUAUUUACCUGUUGUCUUGUCAAGAGAGAUCACAGUGUGGUCGAGAUGAAAGUGUUUGAAAUAUUUAUACCCUGUUUACAUGGUCUCGGAAUGGAAAACAAGUGGAGCACAAACAAAAAAAGCAACCUAAACCUCCAGCCCAAAAGCCUGUUGGUUUGUGGUGGCUGAUGGGGAGGGUCAGAGGAGAUGGCACUGUCCCCCGCAUCUCCAAGCACCCUCCUGUGGGUGCACUUCCUCCUGCUGCAAAUAACCAACUGGAUGCACUGAUGGCUCCUUCCCCCCGCGGCCCUCUCCUCCCACCCUUCCACAGCAUAUUCUAUUUAAGAAGGAAAAAAAAAAAAAAAAAAAAAGGGAAGACAAACUUAGCCUUUUGUAAGAUUAGAUGUUUCUAUG